GGUUUUUCAUUUUCACUCUCAGAGUAUUUAUCGAAAUCUCCCAAAACCCUUCCAUGGCGUCCAAGUAGAGUAGAACAACAUUUCUCCCCACGUUCACCCACUAUGGCUUUCGCCGCCGGACUCCGCUUGCUCCGUUUCCACCCUCAUUCCCUCUCAUUCUCCCUCACCCCACCGGCCCGCGUACUGCUUGCCAGGCGCGUUUCGGAGCUCCGGUUUCUGUCCUCCGCGGCUUCUAGCGGGCGUGGGAAGCUCUCUGCGGUCCGAGCUUCUGCAAAGCGCGGUGAGGAACUGGAGGAGAAUGGAAGUGCGGCUUCUGUAAAGGAUGGAGGGGGAAAUGGCGCGGUAGGCGGGGACGGUAGGGUAGUCGUCUCUGAGCUGCACAAGGAGGCCACCGAGGCUUACAUGGCGUACGCGAUGUCCGUGCUUAUGGGUCGAGCUUUGCCUGAUGUCAGGGAUGGGCUCAAGCCAGUCCACCGCAGGAUUCUAUAUGCAAUGCAUGAGUUAGGCCUGUCAUCAAAGAAACCUUACAAGAAAUGUGCACGAGUAGUUGGUGAGGUACUUGGUAAGUUCCAUCCACAUGGAGACAAUGCUGUCUAUGAUUCAUUGGUUCGAAUGGCUCAGGAUUUCUCCUUGCGUGCACCCCUAAUUCGAGGCCAUGGAAAUUUUGGCUCCAUGGAUGCGGAUCCUCCUGCAGCAAUGCGUUACACAGAGUGUAGGCUGGAGGGGCUCACAGAGGCAAUGUUAUUGGCAGAUCUAGAACAAGAUACUGUUGACUUUGCUCCUAACUUUGACAACUCACAAAAAGAACCAUCUUUACUCCCUGCUCGCAUCCCAAACUUGCUGUUGAAUGGUUCUUCAGGGAUUGCAGUUGGAAUGGCCACUAAUAUUCCUCCACAUAAUCUAGGAGAGUUGGUAGAUGCUCUCUCUGUGUUGAUUCACAAUCCUGAAGCAACGCUGCAAGAACUGCUAGAGUACAUGCCUGGACCUGACUUUCCAACUGGAGGCAUUGUGAUGGGCAAUGUUGGCAUUUUAGAGGCAUAUCGAACUGGACGGGGACGGGUAGUGAUAAGAGGGAAAACUGAUAUCGAGUUACUUGAUUCCAAAAGCAAGCGCUCAGCAAUUAUCAUCAAAGAGAUUCCAUAUCAGACUAAUAAAGCAUCCCUUGUUGAGAAAAUUGCUGAACUGGUUGAGAAUAAGAGUUUGGAAGGAAUUAGUGACAUACGCGAUGAAAGUGACAGAUCUGGAAUGCGGAUAGUCAUUGAGCUUAAAAGGGGAUCGGAUCCAUCCAUUGUCUUGAAUAAUCUAUAUCGGCUAACAGCACUUCAGUCUACAUUUAGCUGCAAUAUGGUGGGGAUUCUUAAUGGCCAACCAAAGCUAAUGGGAUUAAAAGAAUUGCUUCAGGCAUUUUUGGACUUCAGAUGCUCUGUGGUUGAAAGGCGUGCAAAAUUUAAACUUUCACAAGCACAGGACCGCUAUCAUAUUGUUGAGGGUAUAAUAACAGGACUUGAUAAUCUAGACAGAGUUAUUGACAUAAUCAGAAAAGCUCCUAGUCAUGUGUCAGCAAAUGCUAAUCUCCGAAAAGAGUUCAACCUUUCUGACAAGCAAUCAGAAGCUAUCCUGGAUAUAAGUCUUAGGAAGCUAACAUCACUUGAGAAAAACAAGUUUGUUAGUGAAGGAAAAUCUUUGUCGGAACAAAUUUCCAAGCUUCGGCAGCUCCUUGCAAGUAAACAGCUAAUUCUUGAGUUGAUAGAAGAAGAAGCAUUUGAAAUAAAAAACAAGUUUUCCACUCCAAGGCGAUCAAUGCUGGAGGAAACUGAUAAUGGCCAAGUUGAAGACAUAGAUGUUAUCCCCAAUGAAGAGAUGCUGUUGGCAGUUAGUGAAAAAGGCUAUCUAAAAAGAAUGAGACCAGAUACAUUCAAUAUUCAACACCGUGGAACCAUUGGAAAAUCAGUGGGAAAAUUGAGAGUCAAUGACACAAUGUCUGAUUUCAUUGUAUGCCGUACGCACGAUCAUGUCUUGUACUUCAGUGACAAGGGAGCAGUCUACUCAGCUCGCGCUUUUAAAAUUCCUGAAUGCAGCAGGAGUGCUGCUGGCACACCUUUAGUCCAAAUUUUGUCUCUAUCUGAUGGCGAGAGAAUUACUUCAAUUAUUCCAGUUAGUGAAUUUGAAGAAGACCAGUACCUAAUAAUGCUAACAGUGAAGGGAUAUAUCAAGAAAGUAUCUUUGAACUUUUUCUCUUCAAUUAGAUCAACUGGAAAAAUAGCAAUUCAACUGGUUCCAGGUGAUGAGCUGAAAUGGGUGAGGUGUUGUACAAAUGAUGAAUAUAUAGCCAUGGCCUCACAGAAGGGGAUGGUUAUUUUGUCACCUUGCGAGAAUAUUAGAGCACUUGGAAGGAGUGCCAGAGGUAGAAUCGCCAUGAAUCUAAAAGAAGGGGUUAAAAUGGCAAGCAUGGACAUAAUACCUGCAUCUUUUGGCAAAAAGUUGGAGAAAAGCUCGGACGAACAGCAGGCUAAUGGCAGGGGCAGCACUGGACCUUGUCUCCUUUUCAUAACCGAGAACGGCUAUGGCAAGCGAGUUCCUCUUGAUAGCUUCCGGAUGUCAGUGCUAAAUAGAGUUGGCCUGAUAGGUUGCAAGUUUUCGCCAGAGGAUCGUCUGGCAGCUGUGUUUGUGGUUGGUUUUUCUGUAGGAGAAGAUGGCGAAAGUGACGAGCAAGUUGUGCUUGUCAGCCAAAGUGGAACAGUGAAUAGGAUUAAAGUACGGGACAUCUCCAUUCAAUCGCGCUAUGCAAGAGGUGUGAUACUGAUGCGCCUCGAUCACGCUGGGAAAAUCCAAUCGGCUUCCUUGAUAUCAGCAACCGAGAAGGAACUCGAGGAGCUUCAGGAGGCUGCAGCAUAGCCAAGCCAAGGAAAGGACUGAAACUCGAAUACCUUCCUUAAAUUUAUUGUAAGAUCCAAAACCCCUUUCACAAUUUGCAGUAGUUUCUAGUAGUCAGUCAGUCAGUCGGAUAACCUUAACCUUUUGCACAUACGACGAGGAAUCGGGUGGGCGGAUAGGCCAUUUUUAUUUUAUUUUUCUGUAAUCUCUCUUCUUGUGAUGGCUUUUUGCUGCAAAUGUAUUUUUUGUAGAGAAUUGAACUAUACGUACGGUGACAUUUUCGUUUUUUUCUA
Andrographis paniculata is the source of this 3167-nucleotide messenger RNA. RefSeq names its product DNA gyrase subunit A, chloroplastic/mitochondrial. Gene Ontology annotation, cellular component: cytoplasm; chromosome; DNA topoisomerase type II (double strand cut, ATP-hydrolyzing) complex. The coding region runs from base 103 to 2895 and encodes 930 amino acids. Gene Ontology annotation, molecular function: DNA topoisomerase type II (double strand cut, ATP-hydrolyzing) activity; DNA binding; ATP binding. The transcript has 27 exons. Gene Ontology annotation, biological process: DNA topological change. NCBI's taxonomy places the organism in Eukaryota, Viridiplantae, Streptophyta, Magnoliopsida, Lamiales, Acanthaceae. The record is from RefSeq and is a predicted model, not a curated record.